Messenger RNA from Lolium rigidum, 282 nucleotides. Its product is annotated as gibberellin-regulated protein 3-like. The transcript has 3 exons. Lineage: Eukaryota; Viridiplantae; Streptophyta; Magnoliopsida; Poales; Poaceae. The record is from RefSeq and is a predicted model, not a curated record. Bases 1 to 282 code for a protein of 93 amino acids.
AUGGCCGGCAAGGAGGCUAGACUGCUCGCGUGCGUGGCGCUCGUCGUCCUCUUGCUCCUCGUAGAGACCACCGCCCCCAGUGGACAAGCUCACGCUAUUAAUUGCGGCGGCGCGUGCUCGUACCGGUGCAGCAAGUCGAGCCGGCCGAACCUGUGCCAGCGGGCGUGCAACACGUGCUGCCGGCGCUGCGGCUGCGUGCCGCCGGGCACCGCCGGCAACGAGGACGUCUGCCCCUGCUACGCCCACAUGACCACGCACAACGGGCGCCACAAGUGCCCAUGA